AUGUCUCCAAUGGAAAUUUACAUUCUUUUUGUACACAUCUUGAUCGUAGGCAUCGCAGCCAACCCAAUUCAUCUUAACGAGCGACGCACAGAAGCGCAAACAUCAGCCGUCGACAUAUCCCCGCGAUCCUACUUCACACCCGUCUACAAACCCGAAAUGCACCCCGUCCAGUGCCACGACGAAGCCGACUUCCGCGGUCACGCCGACAUCGACCCCCAGAUGAUGUGGCGGGGUAUCUACGGGUUCUGCUCCGAACAGUACGCCUCGACCCAGACGCUCGACAAGACCGACGACCCCACCUACAACAACGGCCACCUGGUCCGCACCGCCAGCUGGCGGUACCGGGACUGGCACGGCGUCAACCACGACUUUAGAGUUUGGUGGGAACCGGGCUGCAGGGUCACCGUUGGGACACAGAGCCUGCAGCGUCCGUUGGGGGAGGGGGGUCCCGACUGUCGUGACAUCAUGAGCUCGACCUAUGAUGAGUGCACCGGCAACGGUGGUGUUGGCGGCAGGAUGAAGGUCGGUUGCCUCAUCUACGAGUAUAAGGGGGGAAAGGGCGACAAUGAUGAUCCUGCGUCGUGA
Colletotrichum orchidophilum is the source of this 585-nucleotide messenger RNA. RefSeq lists its product as uncharacterized. The record is from RefSeq and is a predicted model, not a curated record. The coding region runs from base 1 to 585 and encodes 194 amino acids. The transcript is spliced from 2 exons. NCBI's taxonomy places the organism in Eukaryota, Fungi, Ascomycota, Sordariomycetes, Glomerellales, Glomerellaceae.